UGUUUCAUGGUUGGUAUGGGACAGAAGGACAGCUACGUUGGUGAUGAGGCUCAAAGCAAGAGAGGUAUCCUGACCCUGAAGUACCCCAUCGAGCACGGUAUCGUCACCAACUGGGAUGAUAUGGAGAAGAUCUGGCAUCACACCUUCUACAACGAGCUGCGUGUUGCCCCAGAGGAGCACCCCGUCCUGCUCACAGAGGCCCCCCUGAACCCCAAGGCCAACAGGGAAAAGAUGACACAGAUUAUGUUCGAGACCUUCAACACCCCCGCCAUGUACGUUGCCAUCCAGGCUGUGCUGUCCCUGUAUGCCUCUGGUCGUACCACUGGUAUCGUGAUGGACUCUGGUGAUGGUGUCACCCACACUGUGCCCAUCUACGAGGGUUACGCCCUGCCCCAUGCCAUCCUCCGUCUGGACUUGGCUGGCCGUGACCUGACUGACUACCUCAUGAAGAUCCUGACCGAGAGAGGCUACAGCUUCACCACCACAGCCGAGAGGGAAAUUGUCCGUGACAUCAAGGAGAAGCUCUGCUAUGUGGCUCUUGACUUUGAGCAGGAGAUGGGCACCGCUGCUUCCUCCUCCUCCCUGGAGAAGAGCUAUGAGCUGCCUGACGGACAGGUCAUCACCAUUGGCAAUGAGAGGUUCAGGUGCCCAGAGGCCCUGUUCCAGCCAUCCUUCUUGGGUAUGGAGUCUUGCGGUAUCCAUGAGACCACCUUCAACUCCAUCAUGAAGUGUGACGUCGACAUCCGUAAGGACUUGUAUGCCAACACUGUAUUGUCUGGUGGUACCACCAUGUACCCUGGCAUUGCUGAUAGGAUGCAGAAGGAGAUCACAUCCCUGGCCCCCAGCACAAUGAAAAUCAAGAUCAUUGCCCCACCUGAGCGUAAAUACUCUGUCUGGAUCGGAGGUUCCAUCCUGGCCUCCCUGUCCACCUUCCAGCAGAUGUGGAUUAGCAAGCAGGAGUACGAUGAGUCUGGACCAUCCAUCGUCCACCGCAAAUGCUUCUAAAUGGACUGUUACCACUUCACGCCGACUCGAACUGCGCAGAGAAAAACUUCAAACGACAACAUUGGCAUGGCUUUUGUUAUUUUUGGCGCUUGACUCAGGAUCUAAAAAC
Molecule: messenger RNA, 1114 nt
Organism: Sinocyclocheilus grahami
Lineage: Eukaryota; Metazoa; Chordata; Actinopteri; Cypriniformes; Cyprinidae
Product: actin, cytoplasmic 1-like
Exons: 4
Coding region: 7-1005 (332 amino acids)
Source: RefSeq, a predicted model, not a curated record